AUGGGAAAAGUCGGUGAUGAUGAUACUCCAACGACCCGCAUGUAUAUACGUAGUCUCAAGCGUCUAGGGAUCCUUUCAUCUGCACAUGCCAUUGUGGAGUACAUACGCACGAUACCGGUAGUCCCUGGUCAGUGGGUUUCAUACCGCGACCGUCGAAUUGGUCCAGAAAUGACGGCGCAACCACAACAAGACGACAUCGACGACGACGACGACGACGAGGAUGCUGAUUCGAUUCCGCUGCGGACGGAAGAAGAGCGCCUGAGAGCAAGACAACAAGAGGAAAAAAAGAUCAGCCUUGGCCCAAACGGGAAAACUUCGACAUAUCCAGUUACAGUUCCAGUUCUCAUGGCUGACGUGCUUCUUCACUCGGCUCUUCUCUGCUGUGCAGCAUGGGCAUCAUCAUCAUCGCUGGCUCGCUCCCUGCAGAGACGCUUUGCUGCCCGCUGGUUUGCCGCUGCCGCCGCCGCUGCUCUCUUUUCUCGCUCGCUCGCUCGCUCGCUCAUCCAGCACGACGGCGACUACCAUUUGCUCGCGUGCUUGACCGCAAUGCACGCUCUUUUCGAUUGGGAAUCGUGCCAUCAGGCCAGCUCCUGUAAGCUUCGAGACGGCAUCUUCCCUAUCGAUUGCCAUUUUCCGGGACCGUCCAUACCAUCUCGUCACGGGAAUGACCAUCACCAACUCGUUUCACACCCGAACGAGGAAGAUCUUCUCCACUUUCCCCUAUGGUGCCCGGCUUGGACGAGUUUCAGGUAG
This is a messenger RNA of Dissoconium aciculare CBS 342.82, 753 nucleotides long. RefSeq lists its product as uncharacterized. The transcript is spliced from 4 exons. The record is from RefSeq and is a predicted model, not a curated record. Bases 1 to 753 code for a protein of 250 amino acids. Lineage: Eukaryota; Fungi; Ascomycota; Dothideomycetes; Mycosphaerellales; Dissoconiaceae.